ACAACUCAUCUGCUUGAGGAGAUUCUGUUGUAAUGUAUCCAGUGGCUGUUCCUGCACCAGGAGGUGAAGGAAAUAAUGGACAACAUGGGAAACUCAUUUUUUUCCUUUUUGUUUUUGGAGCUGUGUUGCUCUGCGCUGGAUUCCUGCUUUCAGUCUUUAUUCUCCAGUCAUGCCCAUCUGGAACCUUCAGUGACUGUAAUGAGGUCCUCAAGGCUGCGGGGCCUGUGCUUGCUGUAACUGGACUGGUUUGUGUUUUACUGGCACGAUCAAGGGCUAGGCUGUACAUAAGACAAAGACAAUUGCAAAAUGAGCAGGUGUACAGCCUUAUUUUUUGUCGCGGUAGCUGUCAGUUUGCCCAGUUUCUCAUAUUUGGAUUCCUGUUUUUAACUAGUGGAAUGCUAAUUAGCAUCCUGGGCAUUUGGGUUCCUGGCUGCAGCCCCAGCUGGCACAGCAUACAGCUCAACCACACCGGCAGUUCUGAUGUGGACCUUCAGGGCUGUGGAUUCCUGUCACUUCAAAUCAUGGGACCUUUGAUUGUGCUCACUGGGUUGUGUUUCUUCGUGAUAGCUCAUGUUAAAAAGAAACAAAACUUAAAUCUCAACCAAGAAUCUUGCGAAAGUGAAGAACAUCCUGAGAGCCCUGACUCUUUUCAGGUUACAGUAGGUGAUGCUGUAAUGGUAUUCCCACCUCCACCACCUCCUUAUUUUGCGGACGCUGUGUCACCAACUGUGACACAUUGUCUUAUGUCAAGUGGUUUGCCUACAAGUGAAAAUCCUCCACCAUACCACUCUAUCUUCAGUGAUGGAGCACAGCUUGCAGAUGAUGGAAGAACAGUUGCUGUUAGAGACUAUGAAACCAUAUAUACAAUUUCUGGAAGCAGCUCACCGUCAGAUAUCUUACCGAUGCUAUACCUCUCCUCUGAAUCGCCUCCACAGUAUGAAGAAAAAGCAUCAAUAACAAAUAAUGAAUAUUCCCCAUCUUCUUCUUCAUCUUCUUCAUCUAUUUCCUUAGCCACAUCUGACACCAGCUCAUAGAGGACUGUCAGUUAGACUUCAUUUUUAAAUUAAAUUGUACACCUAGAUUUACAAUUUUUGAAUUUAUUUACAUUUUGUAAUAAAAGCAGUAAC
Molecule: messenger RNA, 1127 nt
Organism: Haliaeetus leucocephalus (bald eagle)
Lineage: Eukaryota; Metazoa; Chordata; Aves; Accipitriformes; Accipitridae
Gene: TMEM171
Product: transmembrane protein 171
Exons: 3
Coding region: 33-1034 (333 amino acids)
Source: RefSeq, a predicted model, not a curated record